GCCCAGGCAGGCAGACCUCUCCUCACCCUCUCACACUCGGGAUGGACAGAACCUCUGCAGGGCUGCUCAGCUCCACGCCGCGAUGCUGGCUCCAGCCCUCCAUCCGCUCCUGUGGCUGUUUGGCUGCGUGCUGCUCAGAGGUACUACAGCUGCCACAGCCUCCUCCAUCCACAAUGUCACAGAUCAACCUCAAUCAACGACACGCAACCAUGAAGUAGAGAGCAAUACCUCAGAGGCUUCAGUGAAGUCAACAGCACCAUCUGACCUGAAUCUCACUCACGUGGACCAGACCACCACAACAAAAUCCUCCUCAAUCUCUCCAACCCUGCUAAUAUCAUCUGCACAGGAUGAGAAGUCCAGUGGAAGCAGAAACACAACAGCUCCAUCAACUCCAGGUGAAGAGUCCAAGAGAAGAGAGAGUCCUACAGCAGCAGCAACUCAAGGCACCCCAAGAAUAGUCACCCCAGCACUGGAAAUCUCUGUCUCUUUGCCCGUGCCUACUCCAACAGAAUACGAGUCUCCACUGACUGUGGUAGCUUUCGGUGUCAUCAGCUUCAUAGUCAUCCUGGUUGUGGUUGUGAUCAUCCUCGUCAGCGUGGUCAGCCUGAGGUUCAAGUGCAAUCGCUCCAAGGAUUCAGAAGACAAACAGAAGCCAGGGAGCUCCAUGGUGUCAGAGAGCUGCUCUGCAGGCACAAGCGAGAAGGAUAACAGCAUCACUCUGAUCUCCAUGAAGAACAUCAAUAUGAACAACAGCAUGACUUACCCACCAUCAGAAAAGGUCCUCAGGCCCUCAGAUUAUUCCAGCAGCAAGAAGUAUGAAGGAACCAGCUACUCAGCUAAAAACCUGCUGUCUUAGAUUAAUGGCCUUCACGGCCUGUGCCAGACAGCCACAGCCUUGCCAGACAGUUCAUCAGCGCAGACCCCCACCGAGCUAAACCUGUGCAUUAGAAAAGCAUGGUCUGAAGCUGAAGGCCUAAUAGGACUUCAAUAGCCAAGUGCUAGGUCAAAUCAUAGCACAGUUGCUCCAAGCCCCUUCUGCACAGUCAGGGUGACCAUGCCCACCUACCUCACAGAGCCGUUGUGAGGAGAUGUGAACCAGUGUCUCUAAAGCAUUUGGAGAGCCGGGAAUUAAAGGUGCUGCUGAAAUGCAAGCUGCCAUCUUAACGCUUCGUUAUCAGCAUCUGAGCUUCAGGCAGACUGUCCGUAUCUUCCCACAAGUUCAACAUACAGUGAAGAAGAGUUGUUUGAAGUACCAAAGAAACAACACUGCUUUGCCAGGACUUUGUCUGGGUGGUCAUAAGCAAAAUCCUGAGCUCCACCAACUCCUGAAGUUCAGCAGCCUGAGUUUGCUGGGAGAGCUUCAGUCUUCUGUACUGCUGCUUUCCCAGAGCUUCCCAAAAGACCAGAGAAGCAGACACCCAUGGUUCCAAGCACCCACACUACUGCAGCUACGAGCACCACAGAUGCAUCCCCACUGUGAUAAUGAGCACAGUGCUCUGCUAACCUGUGCAGUGCCACAGCUCACCCCAGGAGCUGGCUGGCUCACAGCCCACGCUCCUCGGGCCCAGCUGCCAAUCACUGCCUACCCACUGCAAAAUACAGCCCUAUCAGCUGAGCUACAGGCGUGAUGGAAUCAAUGCUCAGCUUCCACGUGACUGUAAUGGAAACAAGGCUCUAUUGGGAAGUUCUGGAGAUCUCAGCUGCAUAAUGCACUAAAGCACUAACUCUCCAACUGCUUUUGCCUCUGCCCGUCUUCGUGAGACUCCUGGCUUCAAGCUCUACCAGUUCCUGAGUCAGAGUCCUUGGAGCACCUCAUUUACUCGGCAGCAGUUUGCUGAGAAACUGAUUUCUCCUACCACAAGCAUCAAAAUCUAUCAGCCCUGAAGGUAAAUUGUGAAAUCAAGGAAAAAGGAUUCAUCCAAGCAGGCAAAAUAGGUAUCACUGAACACAUUCCCCUGUACAGUCCAAUGAAACAUAUAAUUUAGCUUGAUCUAAUUUUAUAGGAUGGAUACGAGACGGUUACUGGAGCACACAGUGCUAAAGGUAGCUGUGCUUUGCAGCACACAAUGAAGUGCUCAGCAUAAUAAAUGCAAUGUUUUCACAA
Molecule: messenger RNA, 2104 nt
Organism: Lagopus leucura (white-tailed ptarmigan)
Lineage: Eukaryota; Metazoa; Chordata; Aves; Galliformes; Phasianidae
Gene: ECSCR
Product: endothelial cell surface expressed chemotaxis and apoptosis regulator
Exons: 11
Coding region: 83-856 (257 amino acids)
Biological process (GO): negative regulation of angiogenesis; positive regulation of endothelial cell apoptotic process; positive regulation of proteasomal protein catabolic process
Cellular component (GO): plasma membrane; cytosol
Source: RefSeq, a predicted model, not a curated record